Molecule: messenger RNA, 3741 nt
Organism: Penicillium pulvis
Lineage: Eukaryota; Fungi; Ascomycota; Eurotiomycetes; Eurotiales; Aspergillaceae
Exons: 2
Coding region: 1-3741 (1246 amino acids)
Molecular function (GO): protein binding
Source: RefSeq, a predicted model, not a curated record
AUGGGCAUCAUUACCAAGCUGAAGCGAUCUGUGAGGUCAACAAAUACAAAUCGAUCCCAGGAUGGCACGGUGCUAAGGCCAGGAGCAAGGCUCCGGGCCACUAGCCGUGCUAGCUCUUCCUCAGUCCCUUCAAGCGCUGAAAGGUCCUCUGAAAUCAUCGAAGCUCCCCUAGAGCACAGCAAUAGCCCAUUGGCUACCACACAAAUUUCUGUCUCAUCACACAAAGGCGAUCCUUGGGCUUGGGCAUACGAAAUGCUUGCGGAGAGACAGCCCGCGCUCAUGGAGGAUUACAAGAAGUACCUAGGAUCAAUAGGAAACGAUGACCCCAUUGAUGUAGAUUUCACUGCGCCACGGUCAAUAGAGUCGGUCGUGAAGAAACUACAAGAUCAGCAUAAGAAGAAACAAUGGCAGAUCGCGCUUCAAGGGAAGCAGAUGAAGAUACGAGAGCCGAUUGAGAAGAUGAUCAAGUUUGUCAUCUGGGCUGCUCCUAUAAUCCAGCAAGCUGUCAGCAAUGAACCACACAUUGCACUAGCAUGGGGUGGUGUCUGCUUGGUUCUCCCACUCCUUUCUAGUAGUAUAACGAAAAACGAAGCGAUGUUGAAAGGAUUCAACCUGAUAAGCGAGAUUCAAAUAUACUGGAAUAUCUGUGAGAAGCGAAACCUCGAAUCGAAUCACCAGGAGGAGUACAAGGCCUUCAGAGAGCCUUUGGCAAAGCUCUACUCUCAAAUGAUUGAGUACCAGGCGCGGGCAAUAUGUCAUCUAUCCAAGGCUCAACUCUCUCGGGCAUGGGAGAACGUUGCGGGUGCCCACGAUUGGGAGGAAAUGACAACAAAGAUUGGUGACGCGAGCGAUGCUUGUAUCACCUAUCUCACUCCCCUCGAGGCAGAAGAGAUCCGCAAGAAUCGAGAUAGCACCCUGCAAGAGAUUCGAGGAUCACGGGAGAUUCUUGGAGAAAUUCGAGAAAUUCUAGAAAUGGGACAAAACAUGACUUCAAAACUACAGGCAGAUCAGCAAGAGAAUGCGCUUUUGCAAGAUCUUGCUUCUCAGUAUGAGGAUGACAAAGAGGUCAUUCCACUCCGUGUUCAGGACACAUGCGAGUGGUUUUUUGAAGACCAAAGCUUUCGUAAUUGGCGCGACAGCGAUACUUCCUGUCUGUUGAGAGUCACUGCUGGUCCGGGAUGUGGGAAGUCAGUCUUGUCACGCACCUUGAUUGAUGAGAACCGAUUGUCAAUUACCCCUGCCACGUCUACCGUUUGUUACUUUUUCUUCAACGAUGGAGAUGAGAGUCGUACGCUUGCCACAAACGCCUUGAGUGCAAUCCUCCAUCAACUCUUCAUUCAAGAUCCCACUGGGGCUUUGAUCGGGGCUGCAGUCGAUAGCCAUAAGAAAUUCGGUGUGGCGCUGAGAAAGAAUUUCUCUGAGCUGUGGCGACUACUCAAUCGAUGUACUAGCCUGCCGGAGGCUGGGGAAGUUGUUUGUGUUCUUGAUGCGCUGGAUGAGUGCAAGGAGAGUAGUGCACGACAAUUGAUUGAUGCUUUGAGGGACUAUUACUCUCGACCCAAGUCGCACUUAACUUCCAAGCUCAAGUUUCUGAUUACAAGCCGCCCAUAUGCCCAUUUAGAGGCCUCUUUCAAGAAGUCCCCUCAGUCAGUAGCAUACCUCCGCUUCGAUGGGGACGAGAAAUCGGUGGAGAUUGCCAAAGAUAUUGACCGAGUCAUUGAUUACAAGUUAAUCGACAUUGCAGGUGCAUUCAACGCCCAGGAUCGUGAACAAAUCUCGAAGCGACUGAAAGACAUGAAAAAUCGCACAUACCUUUGGCUACAUCUCACAUUCCACAUAAUUGAGGAAAAUCCAAGUCAAUUUGGCCGCCGAUCUGAUGUCGAAGCUCUUCUGGAGGAUUUGCCUGAGCAGCUUUCGGCGGCAUAUGAGAAGAUCUUGACCCAAAGCAAGAGCCCGGUGCGUACCGAGGCCCUUCUGCGAAUUCUGCUUGCUGCGAUGGAGCCCCUGACUUUGGAUGAAGCCAAUAUGGCCUUGACUACAGUACUGGCAAAGCAAGGUUCUCAGCCUGUCUCGGUGUCAGAUAUGUGGGUGCCAGAGGUAUUCAAAGAUAUCGUGAAGGACUUGUGCGGUCUCCUUGUUAAUAUUCACGGGUCCAAGCUGUUCUUUGUGCACCAGACAGCCAGGGAAUUCCUCGCCCAUCGGGAGCGAGAAGGGCAAUGGAAGGGUCGGCUGGAUAUGCACAGAUCUCACUGCCAGAUGUCGGUGGUCUGUCUGAGUUCUUUAUCAUGUCUUGAUAAAAAGGCUCUUGGAGAGAUACACACACAGGCCGAGAUUUUCUGGGGUGAGCUUAUGGGUUACGGUGCUUUCAGUGCCCACACUUCCAGUGUUCUUCAGGAAUUUAAGGCAGGCUUCCCACUAGCCUGUUACUCUACUCAACAUUGGAUCAGUCAUGUAAGACUCGUCGAAAAAGAAGCCCUUGAGGUUGUUAUGUCAUUUUUGGAGAAUGAUGCCGCGUACGAAGCCUGGGAUACGCUUUAUUGCAUGAUGAAUGGUGGGCACAACGGGUACAACAGAUUCAAAGUUCAGAUAAUCCCUCCUUUGUCAUAUGCAGCCUCCGCGAAUCUUCCUUGUUUGGCAAAACAUCUACUGGAGAACGGGGCCAGCAUAGAUGCAGAAGGUUAUCAGAGUCCAACUGCUCUUAGUGUUGCGGCUCAAAAUGGGCACAAAGAGAUUGUGGAGCUCCUUUUGGAAAACAAUGCCGAUGUCAACGCCCGAAGUCGUGUUGAAAAAUUCCCUACUUUUUCUGAUAAUAUCAAAUUCUCUAAUAGUACCCUUGCCGGUUCUCGGAGUCUUCAUCACACUGGCACGACUGCCCUUUUCGCUGCUUGUGCCCAAGGCCAAGAAAAUAUGGUGCAUCUGUUGUUGGAAAAUGGCGCCGAUGCCAAUCUGCUUAGGGAAUGGGACGACCAUCCCAUUCAUGCUGCUUGUAAAGGGCAGCAUACUGGGAUUGUGAAGCUACUCCUAGAGAGAGGAGCUGAUGUCAAUGCCGAGGUGGGCGUCAUGGGACGGACACCACUCUAUAUUGCUUCAAAUGCAGGUUUCAAGGAGCUUGCCGUGGUGUUGAUAGAGGGUGGAGCCCACAUCAACAAGUUGGUGAAAACUUUUGGUGGUGUUAAUACAGCACUCAUGAUCGCUUGCUCGAACAAUCAUUUGAACAUGGUGGAGUUACUAUUGGAAAAGGGGGCGGAUGCUAAUAUACAGGGAACAAGUUUUCCACUCCACGAGGCUUGCGUAAAUGAAAACAUGGAAAUGAUGCAACUGUUGGUCGAACAUGGGGCGGAUGUGAACAUCAAGCGACAACAUGGCAAUUCUCUUGCUUACGCUCGCAGUCCGGAGAUUGUGCAGUUUCUGAUAGACCAUGGGGCAGAUGUGAAUGCGAAAGGCGAAACCGGCAACGCGCUUGUGAAGGCUUCCGAGAAAGACUACUUGGAUAUUGUGCGCAUAUUGAUCGAGAAUGGGGCGGAUGUCAAUGCCAAAGGAACGAAAGACGAGCAUGGCAAUGCUUUGUUCAAAGCUUCUUCCGAGGGCAAUUAUGAGGUUGUCGAGUUGCUACUUGAGAGUGGAGCAGAUGCUAAUUCUGAGGCACCGCCUCUCAAUGCUCUUCAGGCAGCUCGUAAGGCAGGAUGGGGUGACGUUGCCGCUUUACUCCUGCAGCAUGGGGCCCGAAGACACUUAAAGUGA